CGGAACGGACGUAAUCUUUAAAGAUCUUCGGGUUCAGAUAUAUCUUGUCUUGUGUUGAGGCAAAAUUAAUGAAUAAUUGACAGCUGGAUUGCUUUGAUCUGAAACCACGACGCGUAAACAAAAGUGACAAAAUGAUGAGCCACCAAUUAGUGGCCUUGGCUAUUGUGGCCAUCUGUGGUUUUGCCACUGGUUCUUUGGUGGAAACACCUGGGGUUACCCAGGCCCCGCCUCCACUGCCGCCCCAAGUCAACCCGGCGCGGUCGCGCGUGCGUAACAACUUCCGAACCCCUGUAAGUUCUUCGUUACCCUUAAAUCCCGCUCGUUGCGAUUACAAGGAGCUGAUGACCAACCUCCAUGAUCGCGUUGGCAUCUUGGUGACCUUGGAUGAGGACCAGCGCCAUCGCCUGGAAGUCAUCGAUAAGAAAUUGGAUCAACUGGUGGACAGCAGCGAGGCUCGCAUGGAAUCCAUGAAGGUCCAGCAGCUGAACUUCCAGCAGCGUCUGGACAGCUUUGAGCAUAUCCAACGCCUCUCAAGGAACACUCUGGAUGAACUAAAAGGUGAAACCGAUCAGGUUUUUGGCCCAAGAGCUGUUAGAGAGUUGAAGCACAGGCUUAGAAAUCGCAGAAAAAUGAAUGAUAUCUCCCGCACUGUCCGAGCCAUUCCCCAGGAUCAGUAUACGGCAGCCUCAGGCUCUUCGGAUGCUCGAGACUUUAAUUCCUCCAGCCUGAGUGUCUCGGAUCGCCUGGAUGCUUUGGCCACCCUGCUGACCUCCACGGCCCUCAAUGUCCGGGCUGUGCAGUGGGAUGUGGCCAAGCUGGCCCAGUCCAUCAAUCGCCAGCGUCGUGUGUCCCAUCGCAAGGGCCUGGGCCAAGGACCAGGUCAGGGACAAGGUCAGCAGCCGCCCAUCUUCUACGGCCCCUCGGGACCAGGUGGCUACCAACCCUCCUCCUUCACCCGGCCGCCCAGCAGCUGCCAGCAGUCCUUCCUAGCCAUCGAGGGCAUCCUCAAGGUGCAGCUUACACCAGAGUCAGAGUCCUUCUAUGUGGCCUGCGACGAGGACUGGACGGUGAUCUUGAACCGCAGCUCUGACGAACUGAACUUUGAGCGCGGCUGGCUGGACUACAAAGAUGGCUUUGGCAAUCUAGCUGGUGACUUCUUUAUAGGCCUAAACAAACUCCAUGCUUUGACUUCGUCUGCCAUCCAUGAACUGCGCAUAGUUCUUGAGGAUUUUGCAGGCAACGUGGCGUAUGCGGGAUAUUCCACCUUUGCCAUUGGCAGCGAAAAGGAACUGUAUCCUCUCAACUUGCUGGGCAGAUUCCAGAGCGAUCUAACGCCCUCGGCGGGGGAUUCCCUGUCAUAUCAUGCCGGUGCCAAGUUCAGCACUGUGGAUGCCGAUAACGAUAACUGCAUCGAUUGCAGCUGCGCCCAGAAGCACAAGGGUGCCGGUUGGUACAACAAUUGUGGCACCAGCAAUGUGUUGGGUCAGUACUUCCAGCAGAACUACGGCCGAGCUGGAGAGACGGGCAUCUUUUGGGACACGUUUCAGGGCAAGGAUUAUUCGCUGAAAAGGAUUAGGAUGAUGAUAAGACCUGUUAAUGAGGAAGAGGCCAGGCGAUAGGAUAUUAAAUGAAACAGGAAGAGUGUCUUAGAACUUCUUUUUGGGGAUUUUUAAGAUUUUAAUAAGCAAACAAAGAGCUUUAAAAUUCAUAGAGAUUGGAUAUAUCCUUAGAGAGGGUUUAAAAAUUGCCUAUAAAAUAUUUUUAAGAUUUUCUGGACCUAAAAUUAUCAUUGGAGGUAUGAAAUCUCUUUGAAAAGUAUCUAAAAAUGUGUUUGUAAAAUAUUAUAAAAUUUGUUAGAACCUUUUCAAAUACUUUCUGGGUAUAUUUUAACCCUUUAAAAAUUUUAAAGUGUAUAACAAGUUCUUUUAAAUUAUUUUAAACAAUUUUAUCACCUUUUUAAACACUUUCUGGUUGUAUUUUAACCCCUUAAAGACUUCUUAGACACUCUUAAAACUAUAUUCUUAUCCAACUGCCAUCUCCGAAAUCAGGGAUAACCCAGCAUCGGAUCAAAAUCGAAUCAAAAAUCGAAUCAAACUCGAAUCAAAAUCAAAUCUCGUUUGAACAUCGCUUGCAUUUUAACCCUAGCUUUAGCUCAACUCUCCCUGUCUGUGCGUGUAUAUGUGUGUAAUAUUUAUGGAAAAUUACUUAAUACCUAGAUAAUACAGUAAU
Messenger RNA from Drosophila kikkawai, 2229 nucleotides. Its product is annotated as angiopoietin-4. The record is from RefSeq and is a predicted model, not a curated record. NCBI's taxonomy places the organism in Eukaryota, Metazoa, Arthropoda, Insecta, Diptera, Drosophilidae.